Adineta ricciae is the source of this 1185-nucleotide messenger RNA. NCBI's taxonomy places the organism in Eukaryota, Metazoa, Rotifera, Eurotatoria, Adinetida, Adinetidae. The record is from the annotation of a GenBank genome assembly.
AUGAUGAAGAGAAUUCUUCUAUUGUACGCUUUGUUUUACUCAUGUCAACUGAUCGAUGGCAAGAUUAAACAUAAUCUUUGGUGGAAUAUUGGUCUUGAAGGGCACAAUGAGAAUCUUUUAUCGACUUAUUCGUUUUUGAAUUCGGCAAAUCGAUAUGAAAUCAAUGAAGAUUCAUCACAAUACUGUCAAUCAACAUUGAGAAGUUUAACAACUGGACAAAAACAAAUUUGUUUGCUGCAUGCUGACCAUAUGCCGAUUGUUAUUCAAGGUGCGAGUAAAAGUAUUGAAGAAUGUCAACAUCAAUUUCAAGAUCGCCAUUGGAAUUGUUCAACAACACGGGACGGAUCUGUAUUCGGACCAGUUGCUGAUCAUGCAAACCGAGAAACCGCGUUGACCCAUGCAAUGUUUUCAGCUGGAAUUACAUAUGCGGUCAGUCGAGCAUGUAAACAAGGCUUUCUGAAAUCUUGUUCGUGCAGUCGAACGGCUCGACCAAAGAACUUACCACGGGAAUGGUCAUGGGGAGGAUGUGGGGAUAAUAUUGAUUAUGGAUAUCGAUUUAGUCGAGAUUUUGUUGAUACACCAGAAAAAGAAAUCGAUUCUGGUGUUUCGUACAAUCCAUUUAUGAAUGUGAAUCAAACAAGUUAUGGAGGAAGACGACAGAAACUAGUACGACGUGGACGAAUACGACGACAAAUGAAUAUACAUAACAAUGAAGUCGGACGACGAGCCGUUUAUCGACUAACAAAAGUUGUAUGCAAAUGUCAUGGUGUGAGUGGCUCCUGUAGUCUUCGAACAUGUUACCAGCAAUUGCCAACGUUUCGUGAAGUAGCUGCGUACUUAAAAGAAAAAUAUGAUAGCGCUGUGGAAGUUCGUUAUCAGCGACGUUUAGGAGAACUACGUUCACGUGAUCGACGAUUCGUUGGACCAACAAAAGACGAUUUAAUCUACUUUGAAGAAUCGAAUUUCUGUGAAUAUAAUCCUCGAAUCGGCUCAUUGGGUACAAAAGAUCGUCCGUGUAAUCGAACGAGUCAAGGACCUGACGGUUGUGCGACGAUGUGCUGUGGACGAGGUUAUAAUACAAUCCGAAAAUAUGUUCAAGAAACGUGCAAUUGUAAAUUUGUUUGGUGUUGCUCUGUACAUUGCGAAACAUGUCAUAAACUUAUGGAAAUUCAUGUGUGCAAAUAG